UCUUGCUCAGAAGCACGAGAGGCUUCCACGUCAUCUUUACUGGCGUUGUUUUGUUUAGAAAUAGACCAGGAAAUUGCGUUUUUGUCAACUCACGAAGCAUGGAAAAGUAGCUAGUUGGAGCUGUGGUGACAUUGAAACGCAGAAUUAGAGGACUAUAGUCACCAAUACGUUUAGAAAUGGAUGACGAUGUUACCAUUGAGGACGAGGGUGGACCAGAAAUACAGAAUACACCCCUUGAAAACCAGGAUUUAAGUUUCCUGCAACAAACGGUCGGACCAUUGGUGGCAGAAUAUGGAUGGUAUCUGCUGUUCAUGUGUGUGGGGGUCUACCUGGUGGUACAGCACCUGAGCAAGAGGAGAGCCAGCCAGGGACAGAGCAGCUCGCCUUCUGGAGCGGUGCAAGAUCCCAAUGCAGUGGUGAGGAGACAAGAGGCACUGGAGGCGUCCAGGAGAAGAAUGCAGGAGGAGCUGGAUGCCAAGGCGGCCCUCUUCAAGCUGAAACAACAACAGCUGGAGGAGGAGAAGAGACGACAAAAAAUUGAGAUGUAUGACAGCAUGAAAGAGGGGAGGAGUUACAGAGGACAGGCAAAGACAGUCCAGAACACUGAAGAGGUCAGCACAUCGACUACAGUGUUGAAAUCAAAGACUGACAAGAAGCCCCUACGGAGCAGUGGCUUUAAUCCCCUGAGCGGAGAGGGAGGUGGAUCCUGUGCGUGGAGACCAGGAAGGAGAGGGCCGUCGGCUGGCGGUGGAUGAGGUUAAAGGAGGUCAGAGCCACAGGCUCGGGUUAGACCUCGCCCCCUUAACCCCGGAUCUGUGUAUCUGUGGCUAGGGGUGACUUGUGCCUACUCUGAGGUGACCUGUGAACUCUGACCCCUGAUCUUUGACCCCUGACCCGACCCGUCAUAGGCACACACACUGACCUACUGAAGGAAGCUGCCAGCAAUCUCAAAGCCCUCUUAGUUAUUGAUCUAAAUCAAUAUGUUGUUCUUCUCAAAGCCCUCUUAGUUAUUGAUCUAAAUAUAUCUGUUGUUUGUAACUCUGUGUUUGGGUUUCAGAAUUGGUAAAAAAGAAAAAAAUGAUUCAACUGGUUUCGCUACUGUGUAUGUUUUAGAUCAUGUUGCAUCAGUAAUAUUAGCAUUGUCCAAAAUACAAUGUGUUGCCACAUGAUAAAAAUGAAUCCUUUCUGUUUUAAUGCAUUUGGACAACUUCAAACUAACCAGUGUUGAAAACAAUUGUCUUGUUUCCACUUUCAAAUUUUGGCUUAUUGAAUCAUCUUAUUUAAGAACACAUGAGAAGGCCUUCUGAGAAGGACAGUUUCUAAUGAUGCUAUUCCCGUAAAUGGCACCUGUGCCAGUGGGUUUGGCUGAUGACUUUCAGAGUAACAGUGUGUAUAUGUUUUUUUAUUUUAUUUUGUAUUUUGUGCCGUCUAACAAGGCUUCAUGUUGCGAGAGUAGAUGCUAGCCAGAUGGCUUUAGUACUGCUGUGUACCGUACUGCUUGUUAUACUAUUACAUAAAUCAGAUGUAACCGUAGUCAUCGUGUUAUGUAUUGGAAGAUCAAUGAUCAUCAAACAAUUUUAGUUAUUGAAAUUCUGACAAUAGCUCUUUUCUGCCCCAAAUAUAUUGGGGGUCAAGAAAUAAACUGAACUGCACCAUUUUUAUCACAAUAAAGAUAUUAUAGAUAA
Messenger RNA from Coregonus clupeaformis (lake whitefish), 1685 nucleotides. RefSeq names its product selenoprotein S (gene selenos). Gene Ontology annotation, biological process: retrograde protein transport, ER to cytosol; endoplasmic reticulum unfolded protein response. The transcript is spliced from 6 exons. Gene Ontology annotation, cellular component: Derlin-1-VIMP complex; Derlin-1 retrotranslocation complex; endoplasmic reticulum membrane. Lineage: Eukaryota; Metazoa; Chordata; Actinopteri; Salmoniformes; Salmonidae. Bases 177 to 755 code for a protein of 192 amino acids. The record is from RefSeq and is a predicted model, not a curated record.